Messenger RNA from Nymphaea colorata (pocket water lily), 1285 nucleotides. Its product is annotated as sec-independent protein translocase protein TATC, chloroplastic. The record is from RefSeq and is a predicted model, not a curated record. Gene Ontology annotation, cellular component: membrane; TAT protein transport complex. Gene Ontology annotation, molecular function: proton motive force dependent protein transmembrane transporter activity. Gene Ontology annotation, biological process: protein transport by the Tat complex; intracellular protein transmembrane transport. The transcript has 4 exons. Bases 111 to 1154 code for a protein of 347 amino acids. NCBI's taxonomy places the organism in Eukaryota, Viridiplantae, Streptophyta, Magnoliopsida, Nymphaeales, Nymphaeaceae.
UGAUAAAAUUUUCCUGAACUUCUUGAAAAUGCAAAAAAUAUAAUAUUCAUGAAAGUCAGAGAAAAAAUCCUCUCUCUCUCUCACUCUCUUCUUGUGGCCGGACGGGAGAGAUGGGGAGUACGGUGUGGCUAUCGCAUCCUCAACCAAACGCCUUCCAGAGUCUUCAAGCACCUGCUUCUCGGAAAAUCAGCAGGACCGCCAUCUUCAUUCUUUCGGAAUCGAGGGUGACCUCAUCUGUGGUAUUCCAUCCUUUGAAGUUGCGGAAAAGGAAACGUGGCUUGGUCCGUCAUGCCGUCGAAGAAGGCAAGCAAGAGAACUCAAGUGGCGUUGGCUCAGCUUUGGAAGAAAGACCAGGUGCACUGCAAGAGGAAUUUACAGAAAAUAUGGAACAGGGAAGCGGAGGGAGUUCGUUGUAUGAUUGGCUCUAUCCCGACAAAGAGCUUCUUCCUGAUGACAAAGAAAUGAGUAUUUUCGAUCACUUGGAAGAACUACGGCAAAGAAUGUUUGUUUCAGUUUUGGCUGUGGGGGCAGCUAUCUUGGGAUGCUUUGCAUUUUCUAAAGAAUUGAUACUGCUUCUUGAAGCUCCUGUUAGUUCACAAGGAGUUCGAUUUUUGCAGCUAUCUCCAGGGGAGUUCUUCUUUACUACAUUGAAGGUCUCUGGAUACUGCGGGCUAUUGCUCGGGAGCCCUGUUAUUCUUUACGAGAUAAUUGCAUUUGUUCUACCUGGACUAACAAGAGAUGAAAGGAGGUUCUUGGGCCCCAUUGUCUUGGGUUCCUCAGUUCUCUUCUAUGCUGGGAUCGUGUUCUCUUAUUUAAUUCUCACUCCAGCAGCCUUGAACUUUUUUGUCAAUUAUGCACAAGGAGCAGUUGAAUCUCUAUGGUCUAUUGAUCAGUACUUUGAGUUUGUCCUGGUGCUUAUGUUCAGCACAGGUUUGUCUUUCCAGGUUCCUGUCAUACAACUUCUCCUGGGUCAAAUUGGUUUGGUUUCAGGAGAUCAGAUGUUGUCUAUCUGGAGAUAUGUUGUAGUAGGAGCAGUGAUAGCUGCUGCGGUUCUCACACCAUCAACAGAUCCAUUGACACAAGUAUUGUUGGCAGGCCCUCUGUUGGGUCUUUAUCUAGGGGGUGCAUGGAUGGUGAAGUUCAUCGGUCGUUAACUUCUCUUAACUGUAUCUAGAUAGAGGAAUGUAAACAAUAUGUGCUAUAUGAUUGAAGCCCGACCAUCAAUGUAAUGUAUGAUGAUCCAUAAAACUCGAGUCUCUCGGUUACAGAAGAGAUCUUUUUCCCA